Messenger RNA from Telopea speciosissima, 2347 nucleotides. Its product is annotated as pentatricopeptide repeat-containing protein At5g38730. Lineage: Eukaryota; Viridiplantae; Streptophyta; Magnoliopsida; Proteales; Proteaceae. Bases 94 to 1854 code for a protein of 586 amino acids. The record is from RefSeq and is a predicted model, not a curated record. Gene Ontology annotation, molecular function: protein binding. The transcript has 2 exons.
GCUUUUCUCUUCUCCACGGGUGAAAGAAAACUUAGUCCUCCUUUUAUUCUGUGAGAUUCUAGAGCUCUUAGAGUGUCAAGAGGCUCCCUUUCCAUGGCCAAUUUGGUAUAUCAAAAGAACGAGACCCAGAUAGUUCAAAGCAUUUGCACGAUCCUUGUGAAAGGAAAUAGGCAUGAUCUGUCAAAACUCGAGAUUGGUUCAAGCUUUACAUCCACAACUGCUAACCGGGUCUUGCUAAAGUUCUCCACUGAUGGCUUUCUUUCUUGGGCAUUCUUCAAAUGGGUGGAAUCGCUUCCUCUCUACAAACAUUCCUUACAAACUUACUGGACCAUGAUUCAUAUUCUCACCGAGCAAAAACAUUUCAAAAGUGCGCAGAACUUGCUUAAAAGGAUUGCUUUCAAGGAUUUCCUCUCAUCACCUUCGGUAUUAAAUGCACUUGUUAGCAACCACAGUGACCCUGAUUCAAAUUCUCAGAUAUUAAGUUGGCUGAUGAUCCUUUAUGCUCAAUCAAAGAUGACCCAGGAUGCAAUUCAAGUCUUUGAUCAAAUGAGGAUGAAUGGGUUCAGACCUCAUUUACAUGCCUGCACCGCACUCUUAAAUGCAUUGGUGAAGGCUAGACUCACUGAUAAAGCAUGGAAAACUUACAAGAAGAUGCUUCUAAUUGGGAUCGUCCCAAACCUCCACAUUUUCAAUGUUCUAAUUCAUGCUUGUUCCAAGUCAGGGGAUGUGGAGAAGGCAGAGAACUUGUUUAAUGAAAUGGAAGCAAGGGGCAUAUUGCCUGAUCUUUUUUCCUACAACACAUUGAUCUCUCUUUUUUGCAAGAAGGGCAUGCACUAUGAAGCUUUGUCUGCCCAAGAAAAAAUGGAAACGGAUGGAAUAUAUCCUGAUAUUGUAACGUACAACUCCCUUAUUUAUGGAUAUUGCAGAGAAGGUAAAAUGAGGGAGGCUUUGAGGCUUUUUAGGGAAAUCAAGUGUGCAACUCCAAACCGGAUAACAUACACUACACUCAUUGAUGGACAUUGUAGAGCAAACAAUCUUGAGGAAGCUUUACGACUACAUGAGGAAAUGAUUUCAGAAGGAUUACUCCCUGGGGUUGUUACAUAUAAUGCCAUUCUACGGAAGCUGUGUGAGGAAGGGAAGAUGGGGGCUGCAAAUAAACUUUUGAAUGACAUGAGUGAGAGGAACAUCAAUCCUGAUAACGUUACCUGCAACACGUUGAUUAAUGCUUAUUGCAAGAUUGGAGAUACAGCAUCAGCUUGGAGAGUUAGGAACAAGAUGUUGGAGUCUGGAUUAUCCCUAGACGAGUUCACUUAUAAGGCUCUAAUUCAUGGGUUCUGCAAAGUCCAAGAAAUAAAAAAUGGCAAAGAUGUCCUGUUUGACAUGCUUGAUGCAGGAUUCUCUCCAAGUUAUUGCACUUAUUCAUGGCUGGUGGAUGGAUACUGCAACAAACAGAAUGAAGAGGCAGUUCUAACACUCCCUCAUGAGCUCAUUGAAAGAGGCUUCUGUGUAGAUAUCUCCAUUUACAGAGCACUGAUACGAAGUUUUUGUAAGAGGGGAAAUCUUGAAUAUGCUCAAAAGGUCUUCAAUCUAAUGCAAGAGAAGGGUAUAUCAGGUGAUUGUAUUAUUUACACCACUCUGGCGUAUUCUUACAUGAAAGCUGGGAAGCUGAAUUUUACUUCAGAUAUGUUUGAUGACAUGGCAAAGAGGAAGUUGAUGAUAACAAUUAAGAUAUACAAAUCCUUGAAUGCUUCUUAUGUUGAUGACAGUGGCAUCUUAGGCCUAUUUUGGGAGCAUGCAUUUGAAAGAGGCCUGAUUUCAAAGAAAGUUCUCUACAUGAUGAGGCAGUUGGAUUGAAACUAUUUCAAGUUGUCGGUAAAGUUGAUUAAUUUGAAUAUUUGAAGUUCAGUUCCCCAUAUAUCCUCCCCCCCCCCCCCCCGCCCCCUGGGCAGGAUGUUAUGGGAAUGACCCAUUUGGAAGAUUAGAAGGGCAGUCUACCAAGCACAUACAAGUAUAUGUGCAGGCCGAUGCAGGGUGAGGACCCAUCAUUGAAUGGUUGACAGCUGGAAGCUCAUAGAGCUAGAUAUUGGUCAAUAUAGAUGAUGGUAACCUUGUGAUGUGAAGGAUUGUCCUCUCAUUUUCCCAUCAAUGAUAAACCUCACUCUGUGGGUGCAGAGCUUGUUAAGUAUACAUGGUUUAUAUCUGUCAACCCCCUUCUAAUUUUAUUUAUAUUUCGUCAGGAAUUGAGAAUGAAUUGUACCAAUCUAUGGAAAAUUGAACUUGAUGUGUUGAUUGGCUGCAGUAAGAUUCGGUACCUUGUGAACAACUUCCAACGAUUUUGGAUCUCAAA